Messenger RNA from Caenorhabditis auriculariae, 4659 nucleotides. The record is from the annotation of a GenBank genome assembly. Lineage: Eukaryota; Metazoa; Nematoda; Chromadorea; Rhabditida; Rhabditidae.
AUGUUCAAGUAUAUACGCCAACGGCUGGAAUCAGGCCGUAGCGCCUCCGACAUUCAUUUCAGCAGCUUUGUUGAUUGGAAAAAGGUUUCCUAUUUCUAGAAUUAUCUUUUUUUUUCCAUUUUCAAAUUAAUUGCAUUGAAAAAUAAGAUUCCACACUGUAUAUCAAAAAUAUUUUUGAAACCUUUGGACAACACGUCACAAAGAAACGAAGUUCUUGAUUUACUUUUUGCAGAGAAACUCUUAUCAAAGUUCCUAUUAACAGAAACUUUCUUCCACAUUGUCGACUGGGAACUCUUAUCUCGAAAAACCGUUUAGCUCUUAGUCAAUAUUAUUCUCACGAGUUUGAGAAUGAAAUCAAUGAAAUAACUUCCAGUCAAACCGGUAUGGGUUUCCUUACAACACUUCAUGUAUGGCAUACGACCCGGUUCUCAAGGUGCUUGCCCUCGGAACCAAAGAAGGAGACAUUGUUCUGUGAGGAUUACAUCAAUAACACGAACAUUAUCGCAUAAAUUUGCAGAAGUGGUUAUCCUGGCGUCUUCUGGGAAGUUACUGUCAGCGGCAAAGGAGCCGCAAAAGAAGUUAAACAGUUGUAUUUUAUGAAUGGCACCGGGUACUUUAUCGCUCUUUUCCGAGAUGGCGGUUUUACUAGAUAUAAAAUAAACGGUUUUUGCUUCCGUUUUCGAAAUUUACUGUUUUUCAUCAGGCUCAAAAAUACGGGAAGAUAUGUCGACGAUCGACGCGCGCAUGAAAAGUGCCACAAGCUGUCACAGUGCUCGCCGUUUCCCAGAUGAAUCUCCCAUCAUUUACAUAGGUGUGCCAGUGUUUUAUUGCAGUGUUUUUCAAAUUUCUUCUACUUCAGGUACCGUAUCAGGAAACGUUUAUUCUUUGCUGCCCUCCACAAUGGAAGUUCACGAAUUUUUCACUUUUGACAAUGUUCGCAGAGAGUUAGUUUUCUCAUUUGUAGAUUUUGAUACAAAACAAUCAAUGGUUAAAAAAAGCAUUUUCAAAAGUAAGAUGAAAUUGAACGUUUUUAGAUUGGAAAGCGACGAAGAAAUAAAAAACGCUCUUGCCCAGUUUUCGUCGAAAGUUUCCUCACUCUGUGUAAAACCGGACGAUCCAAGUUUGAUGCUGAUAAUGUUGGGUAGAUCCGUUGCUUUGCUGAUGAGUGCCAAUCACAUGGUCGCCAGUAUACGAGUUCCUGUAGAAGUUAAUGUUAGUUGAUGAUCAAGGCUGACACGGGGAUCAUGCAGAGUCAGCAACCGAGAUGAUAAGUUCGUGGAAAUAGAUAAAAUUUUGAAUACAGCUGAAAAAAUUGCUAUCCAUUUCUAAUAAAGUCUUUAGAACUUUGAUUGCGUGGUCUCCUGUUUAAGAAAACUAAAACUCAUUUCGUAAAUAAAAUCGCGUUUUCAGGAUGUGGUUUGGGACAAAAAAUCGGAUAACAUCUUCAUGGCUCAUACAGACGGACAGGUUUCGAGUUUUUCUUUCUCGCUUUAUUAUUUUUUGCAGUUCACCACAUGGAAGGCCAAGACGUUCUACACCGGAGGUCAUUAUUUUGAGAAACAAGAAACGCACGAACUGUUCGGACCUUAUCCUUGUGACGAGAUGACUCGUCUAGCAGUUUUGAAUAACGAAACGUACGCUCUUUUUCUGAGAAAAAAUAAACUACAAUAGAGUUUCUCAGAAGAACGAAUAACAAACCUCAUAUUCCACUAGUGGCCUACAUGGGCGGUAUGGAACGAGCCAGUUACAUGGAAAAAAAGAUACAGUGACAGUUCGGCACGCGGGAAAAGUAAAUAAAAAAAUUCAAUUCAAAUUUUUUUAAAAAUUUUUUUCAGACACUUGUCUACCAGUUCGCUUCGAAGGUUCUUGACAUUAUUGGCGCAGAGUGUUUGGAAGGUUUUCGUUUUUCAAAAUGGAGCCUUUGUCACCUCUAGUUUCAGAUGGAACCAAGCUUCGGAAAGAUGUUCUGUUAGUUUUGACUGAAUAUGAGCUGGUUGCUAUCGAUAUCGCUGACGAGAGAUGGCGGGCCAUGACUCAGCAAGUAUUCUUCCCUUUGAACGCAUCGCCGGUAAGAUAUUUUCUGUAAAAUUUCAGCGACUCACUACUUUCCCAAAUUUCGAAUUGAACAAAAAAUAGUGGUUCAGAUCACUGCUCAGCUGACAUGCUCAUCAAUAGAAGAGCACGUUUGGAGGUCGCUUUUAAAGGUGGAAAAAACUUCUAUUUUGAAAAACCAUAAGUUCAGAUGAGUGAAGUCUACUGGAAACAAAAAGAUCUGUCGGAUAGACAAUACCCAAUGACAGCUGGCAUGGAAAGCAAAAUUUCCGCAGAACGAGAUUCCCGAGGAGUUAAUCGACAACUUUUUAUAACAGGGUUUUAUAAGAAUUUCUAAGUAAAGCUCAAUUCGUUUCUUUAGACAUUUUGACGGACGUGUGACUUUCUGGGCGACAACACCAUACAGUAUGCGGCAACUUUUCAUCCUUAAAACAAGUGAUUUAUUCAAAGACGAGGAAGAGAAGGUACCAAGUUAUUUAAUACCACUACUUUCAUUCAUGUAGACUGUGACCGGCACGCUAUCAUCCAAGGCCUCUGGAAUGUCUUUACCCGUUAUGGAGGUUUAAAAGCAGAGAUUAUCAAAAGUUGUAAAACGAGUUCAUACGCAGGUUGGAGAGUACGACGAGUACUGUGACGAUGAGCGACUUUCCAUUGUUCUCUUGAAUUUCGACCCAAAGACUGGCGCUUUCGUAUGUACCAAUAGAUGUGGAGCUAUACUGGUCUACUCCUAUUAUGACGAAGAUGUGGUAUGGUUUAUUUUUCACUGCAAAAGUUCGAUGUUAUUUGAAGUGUUUGAAACUCGAGUCAAAGACCAUAAAAUGGGAACUAGAAGGUACAAAGCCUAACCUUGCCAAAGUGCAGCCUCUGUAUCCGCGCAGAGAAGCCGUGUAUUUUCCCGCUGGCUAUCAACCGUUCCGAACAGGAUUAGAUGCGUAAGGGAAUUGUUUCCCUUUUCAUUAUCUCGACACAUUUUAUAGGAAAUAUGUGCAACUUGCUCCUUGCGUUCCGAUCAAAACUCUCUCGUAUCAUGCGGAUCUUCAUAUGCUGGCUGUUGGAAGCAUGUUUGGAUAUGCACUUCUUGAUUAUCGCAAAUAUGCGGUCGUCGAAAAUGUUUUUCUUGGAGGUUUGUUUUGAGAAUGAGAGCAAACCUAUAAAUGACUUUCAGACAACGUGCCUGGAGAUGCUUUGAACAUGACGCUCAAUCGUUUUCGGUCGAUGAAAAAGUCUAUUCGACAGACUUUCCGCAGAAAAAACAGGUCCAGUACUCCAAACACGGUGAGAGACUAAUUAUAUCUUUGAUGAAAAAUUAACAAAAUUUGCAGACGGUAGACAUUACUUCCGAUCCUGAGGAGACAUUCCGGCCUGUUGAAAGAAAAAUUGAAGGCAGAGCCACGGCUUCAGGUACUUUGAGGGAAAAUUUCAACACCAGGAAAAUGUUUUAUAGAUGGACCACCUCCCAACUACGUCACAUGCAUCAAAGUCCUACGUAUACCAACAACGAACCCGGCUUGUGUAAGUCAACUCACGGUCUCACUUAAACUUGGUUCAAAACACUAUUUUUUUUUCUUUUUUUGUUAACCAAUAAAAAGCCCGAGGCAGAGCGAUAUAUAUUUUAGUUAUGUUCAAACAGCCCUUUUUUCUUAUUUCCUGCUCUAUUUUCAGCUUGACGAUGUUGUCGCGAUCGGAACCAGCCAGGGCAGUGUUAUCAUCUACAAACUCCACGAGCCAAAAACGGCUAUCGCAAUUACUGCGUAUAAGGUUUGCAGAAAAUUCACUCUCAUUAAAAUAAAUUAUAUAUUCAGUGGAGAGAAUUGCGACUGUCCCAUGGAGCUCCGAUUGUUGAGAUUGAUUUGUCUUGUGAAGCCGGAAAUGUAUAUUAUUUUUCAAAAUCAGAAAAAAAAAAAACUGUUUCCAGUCACCCUCACCGCAACAAAGGUUGAUGGUCUUUACCGAGGAACAAAUCAGAGGUUUUUCUGUGCCGGACUUGCGAUCGACGCGAAUAAAGUACAAAAUAACUUCGGUUGAAGGCACGCGAAUCAAGAAUGCUGCUGUUGUGAAACUUCCAUUGAAAAGAGGUCCUUUCUACAAAAUUUCGAUUCUAUGAAAAUGAUUAUUCUUUAGAUCCUGGCGAGCACGAUAUGUUUGCCUGCGUCGUGACAAACUCUGGAACUGUCAAUAUCCAUUCCCUAUCUUCUCCCAGAAAACGCGUUGAGCAUGAAGUUUUCAAAGUAGGACUUUGACUGUUUGAAUGGCUACAAAACAUCUUUCACCUCUAGAAACAAAUGAUUGCAAAGAACUUAACUUUUUUCAUGAAGAUUCUCGAUUGUAGACUUUCAGAAUAUUUUUUCUAGACCAAAAUAUUCAAAAAAGUAGAAAAAAAAGAACUAAAAAAAACAAAAAAAAACAUAGGUUAUAUGAAUUCAAAUCAUUUUAUUCCAGCCUUCCGACAUCGCCGGUAUGAACUCCGCACAAAUAACGCAAGAAGGCGAACUGAGCUAUCUUGGCUACGGAGGACAAGAACUUCACAAAGAAGUCAUAUCCGCUCAUUCGCGAAGAUGGCUCGAACCAAUGAAGGGCGUCGUUUUGGAAUCUUUGAAUAGAAGUUAA